AUGAUUCAGCCUCUGGAACUCAAGGUGCUGUGUCGAACAUCGAUAAAGCAAGGACUUGAUAAUGUAAUUACCAGUAAGUCCCCCCCAUCAUCCUCUAUGUUAUUGGGCAUCCCCCGAUCCUCAUUCACAUCUCCUUCGCUUCGCUUCUUGACAUACUUCCUGGGCUGUGUCUUCCAUGACCGUUUACGGUUGACACUUGCCACACUAGCAAGUUCUGCGAACUUAGGACACCAGCUCAGAUGUGCACUAAGUGACCACGGUAUGUGGCAAGAGGUGCCACAACCUGCGCAUGCUGCCAUUCACACAAAGGCAAGGAUUGUAAGUAGAAAACAAAAGGCUGAAUUCAGACUGGUCAGUCACCGGCAAUCUGUUGAACUCGAACAUCCAGCCCACCAUGAGUGUGAUUUGUCCUCUCUUGUCCUCCUCUCCCAAAUCAACAAUACUGCCCUGCCCUUGUUGAUGGUCAGCUCACAUGCAUCAGGAGCGUAUCAUAACGAUGCCUCGCUGUCUGAUGACCCACCCACAACAGAAAACAAAAGUCCUGUUUUGAACGACAGUCUGAAAGCUUUUCUUGAACCCGCCCGCAAUUUGCGAUGGGUGGUGGAUUUGUACUGCAACAUUCAAAUGGUUUUCCUCAAUGGGAACACUAUCAUAGAACACCUGUCUGACGAAGACCUUGAGUACGACUAUGAGGCUGACGCCAUUGCUGACCUUGCAAAAUCAAGGAAUGGAGAUGUCCAUGCAUAUCACAAUGAUUGGAGGAUCUUUAACACGAUCCUAGAUAUCAUCCCAGGUCUUCGUGAAUGUUAUGACAACAUGCCGGACUUAGAUGUAUUGCUCAAACUUGCUAAAGAGAUGAAUGAGCGUGCCAACAACGGCCAAGCAACUGAUGCUCAUUCACUCAAAGAAGCCAUCAAGAUAUAUAUACCGGAUUGGUCCCCCAGUGUGACUGACCUUUACGAUACGAAGGCCCAGCGAGGCUUCAAUCAUAUACAGUACACAAAACAGCUCAUACUGGCAUGA
Molecule: messenger RNA, 1023 nt
Organism: Heterobasidion irregulare TC 32-1
Lineage: Eukaryota; Fungi; Basidiomycota; Agaricomycetes; Russulales; Bondarzewiaceae
Exons: 5
Coding region: 1-1023 (340 amino acids)
Source: RefSeq, a predicted model, not a curated record